Chara braunii is the source of this 7731-nucleotide messenger RNA. Lineage: Eukaryota; Viridiplantae; Streptophyta; Charophyceae; Charales; Characeae. The record is from the annotation of a GenBank genome assembly.
CUCCACUGCUGAGUGCUGUAGUACCGAGACAACUCAGAACUGUCUGUGUCCUGAAGGCAACUGAACAAGAUGUCGUCAUCGGAGAAGUCCAAGGUGAAGAAAGAGACAUCUUUGAAAAAAGCUGUUCAGAGGAAGGGAUCAGAUUCCCCAAAGAAGUCAAGCUCGAAAACGACCCCUCGAGCUGGAACACCCAAUCGGAAAGGAUCACACACUCCACGUGCAGACGUGUUGAGCCAAGAAGUGAAAGUUCGUCUGUUCCUUUUUGCAAGUCGAGCAGGUGACCCUGCUGAUCUGGAUAUACAUACUGGCUUACAUGGCGAAGUCUUUGAAAAAGUCGCCGAGCUGGCAGGAGGCCAAUCAACAACAGAGUCAGAUUCAGCAAACUCUACAGCAGGGGAGUCCGGUUCUGUUGAAAAUCAGCAGCCCUCCCUUGAAGUCCAACCAUCUGCUGAAGACAAGGCUGAGGUAGGUAAUGUCUUGUAUGUCGAGCCUUGGGAGGAGUCUGAGAUGGUUGACUUCCACUACCACUUGGAGCAUUGGGCUGAGAUGAAACAGCAGCGUGCCCAAGGGACAGUGAAGUUGAUCUUCUUUAAACUUCUCAUAAACCACCGCUAUCUCCGUGUGUUGGUUGACUGUGGUGCUACAACUAAUUUCAUGUCACCACAUGGGAUACGCAAGGUGGGCUUGGGGAUGAAGCAAGUGGCCCUGCAGAACCCUUGUCGGACCCAAGUUGGCAACAAGGAAGUUGUCUCUUCAACACAUGCAGUCAAAGGUGUGCGCACUACCUUUGACAGAGGUAAGGCUGUCACCCACGCAUUGAACUUCUUUGUCCUUGACAAGUGCCCCUUCGAUGUUGUCCUUGGCUUGGGCUGGCUGCAGUCCCAAUGCGAAUGGACCAAGUGGAAGGAGUCACUCUUCAUGGUCAAAGAUGCUCAGGGGAAUGAACUUCCUGUCCUCUUGGAUGAGAAGCACGAAUCCCCAGUGACUUUUCUAAAUGCAUUGAAGUUUUGCAAGAAGUGGCGCAAGCACAAAGAGGACGAACAGUUGUAUGUUGCCUUUGUUCGCCCUGCUCAUGUGCCUUCUACUUUUGCGGUGAGUCCUACUUCUACCUCAACUAGUAAAUCUACUUCUAAUAAUACUACUGCUACCACUGCCUCUGCUUCUCCACCUUCUAAAAGUCCAAAUGAUCCUACUUCAGAUUCGGUCGUCUCUAUACGCGACUUGCGGCCGGAUCUUGGUGAUCCCUUUGCUGAUUCCGCACCCCCACCUAUCCCAUCAAACAUCCAAACCCUCCUCGAUAGGUUUCCGGAAGUCUUGGCCAAGCCACGUGGAGUCCCCACGCGACCGGUUCGACACACCAUUGAGUUGGUCGAGGGUGCUGUUCCUCCAAAGGGCUGCGUGUACCGUAUGAGACCCGGUGAGUUGGAGGGACUCCGGCGACAAAUCGAUGAGAUGAUUGACAAAGGGUGGAUCAAACCUAGUGAAUCUGAAUUUGGUGCUCCUGUGUUGUUUGUGACAAAGAAAGGAGGCAAACUCCGCAUGUGGAUUGAUUACCGCGGUCUAAACCGCAUCACAAGAAAGAAUGCUUAUCCAUUGCCUCGUAUAGAUGACUUGCUUGAUGCUGCAGGCGGGUGCAAGGUCUUCUCCAAGAUUGAUCUCAAGUCUGGCUACCACCAGAUUGAAGUCGAUCCUGCGGACCAGCACAAGACUGCGUUCAAAACACGCGACGAACUUUAUGAGUUCACCGUAAUGCCCUUCGGUCUUACGAACGCACCAGCCACUUUCCAAAGCCUCAUGAACAAGGUCCUCUGCGAACAGAUUCGCCGGUUUGUGGUAGUAUACCUGGACGAUAUUCUAAUCUUCAACAAGUCGAUGGAGGAACACCUCAAGCAUCUUGAGGAGGUGCUCGCUAUCCUCAAGAAGACGCAGCUCCAUCUCAACUUGGAGAAAUCCGAGUUUGGGAAGGAUAGCGUCAUCUAUCUUGGGCACCGGCUGUCUGCUGCAGGCCUAGAGCCUGAGGCAACCAAGAUUGAGGUCAUACGCGAUUGGCCUCAACCUACGAACAUUCGCGAAUUGCGUUCUUUCCUUGGUCUCGCAUCGUACUAUCGGAAGUUUGUACCCCGUUUCUCCAUCAUUGCUCGUCCAUUGUCGCGACUAACCAGUAAAAAUGUGUCUUAUUCCUGGGAUGCCGCGUGUACGAAAGCUUUUCAAACUCUCAAGGAAACCUUGGUAAGUUACCUAGUACUCAACAUUGCAGAUCCCAAACUGACGUUCGUAGUUACUACGAAUGCAAGUCAGUAUGGAAUCGGUGCAGUGCUGCAACAAGAUGACGGCGAUGGCCUGCGGCCACUCGAGUACUACAACAAACGAAUGCCCAGCGUAAAGGUAGCCACUUCCACCUACAUGCGCGAGCUCUAUGCUUUGCGUAUGGCGUUGGAUCACUGGAAACAUUACCUUUUGGGACGCCACUUCAAAGUUUUCUCAGAUCAUGAGACCUUGAAGUGGAUCAAACAGCAAACUACCCUGUCCCCUACCUUGCUUCGCUGGUUUCAUAAGGUUGACAUCUUCGAUUUUGAAUUAAGACACAAAAAGGGCUGUUAUAAUCGAGUCGCUGACACAUUGUCUUGCCACCCUGAGUACAUGACUUGCCUUGUGAAAUCCUACGACCUUCGGAAGAAACUGAAGGAGGAGCUCGUAGAGCAGACAGCCAAGGAUCCGGAACUUUGUUCCAUCCUUGAGCAGCUGCGGGCUGAUCCUAGUAGUCAGCGUGAUUUCCACGAGUUUGGAGGACUGAUUUUUCGUCGCUACGGGAACCAUGACCGUUUGUGUGCGGAGAUCCUCGGUCUCGACAACUCGGUAGCUCAUCUCCAAGACCGCCUUCAGCGGAUGGAGCAGCGACCAGUCGCCGCCGCCGAUGCAGGCUCUUCCAAUAUUGCCGACCGCCUCACCGCAUUGGAGAUGCAUGUCGGCUCCCUCCAGGACGGCGCACAGUUACAGCAGACCGCGAUGCAACAGUUGCAGCAGCGGCUCGACACUACUGCCACCACCUCGAGUCCGGAGCCGCGCGAGACAACUCCUAAGUUCGAUGGGCAGGAGAUCUUCCACGACUCAAUCAAGAUAGAUCCAAUUCCAUGGUUUCGCAAGUUCGAGCUCACGCUGCAGCUCCACAACGUCAAGGAGCACAAGCAUCACGCCUACUUGUACUCUCGCUCAGGGGGCGCGUGUCAGGCUUGGUUGGACAACCUGUUGUCCAAGUACGGAGUGGUAGCUAAUGACUUGCACACCAAGAUCACCUGGGAUGAUCUGAAGGCGGCGUGGCACAAGCGGUUCCAGGUGGAGCCGCCAGAGAUCAAAGCCAUGGACCAACUCAUGGUCUUCGAACAAGGCACGCUGCCGAGUACGGACUGGAUCGCCGAGUACCAACGCUUGACGUCAGUCCCAGACAUCCAGAUGGGCUUCAAGGCCAUCCGCCACUACUUCAUCUCAAGGUCAUGUCCGACAUUGAGCAAUGCCCUGACGUAUGUCGAGGACACCUUGACGACGACGGCGGAAUUAUUUGACAAGGCUGCGCAGAUCAUCGUCACGAACAAGGAAGCCAAGAACCUCCGUUCAUUUGCGUCAGGCCCGAGCAGGGACCAGCAUCGGCCAAGAGUGGCCGUGGUCGCAGCGGCAGCGCCGUUAGACCAAACCAGCGAGGCUGCGUCUGCCAGUGAAGGAGACAGAUUCGCAGCCGCCCGGAAGGUGGCCGCGCCGGCACAGGCCGAGGGCGCGGCAAGACGAAGACACACACCGUUUCUAGCCCCAGGCCCGGUGCAGCAACUCAGACAGGCCCAUGGACCCGUAUGGCAUCUCCGAGUCCGCAUACAAGGCGCGCGAGAGAUUCCACUAUUGCCUUUGGUGCAACAACGAUCUUCAUCAGACGCAGGUUUGCCCAUUGAAAGGCAAGGGCAGACAGGGAAACUGAGCACCGCCGAGAGUGACGCGACGACACUCUCGACGCCUUCGGAACUGGUUUCUUCGCGAGUGACCAGCCUUCAUUCCGAGGCGCACGCGGAAGUCGACAGUCCUCCGCUUCUACUUUCUUUUGAGGACUAUGCUGCCCGGCUCGUUCCAACGCUGGGUACUCAAGCUCAAGGACAAGGAGUGUGUGCGGUUUCUUCUCUGUCCGUCAACAGCGACAUAUCGUCUUCAAGUGGUUUGUCACGGGAUUCGGCGCGCGAGUUCAAUGUAGAGGCAUUGGACCCGCUCACGUUUGAGGACUUUGCAUGGCUUCCUCUCCCGACCACAGGCUGUUUGYCGGGACCGCAAUGCGCARCACUUARCGCUCAUCUCCACACUUACCUUUCCUUCUAUGCACCACCAACUUCGCCGACGGAUGACGAAGUCGCGGUGGGGGACAUCCUGGCAUAUACUACCAAGGUGGCCCGCGAGUUUUCGUACGAUAACAACAAUGCACCGCUCAUGUAUGUCUGCAUCCAGGUUGGGCAAGCGUCCUGCAGCGCUUUGCUGGAUAGCGGCGCGACUCGCAACUUCAUGAGCCAAUCCUUUAUGCAAAGGGCUGGCCUUGGCGCACAAGUUCGGAGGAAGGCAAACCCGACGGCGAUCAAGUUGGCGGAUGGAAAGACGCAGCAACUUCUCGACCGUUACAUCGAGGCCGUACCGGUCUACUUCGCACCUCAUGCAUGCGAACCGGUAACAUUCGAUAUUCUCGAUACGGACUUCGACAUCAUUCUGGGAAAGCCUUGGCUUGCGAGUGCGGAUCACACGGUCAAUUUCCAUCGGCGGACUCUUAGCGUUCGCGACGCCUUCGGCGCGGAAGUGGCGUGUACUAUUCCUCUACCGUACUCUUCGAUCCGGUGCCAAGUGCCGCCGAAAGGUUGCAUCUAUCGGAUGAGCAAGGAGGAGCUUGAGGUACUCAGCGCACAACUCGACGAUUUGUUGGCCAAGGGCUGGAUCCGCCCGAGUAGCUCCCCAUAUGGAGCACCAGUUCUCUUCGUCUGGAAGAAGAGCAAGGAUCUACGAUUGUGCAUCGACUACCGCAAGCUCAAUGCGCAAACCGUGAAGAAUGCGGGGCCUCUUCCUCGCAUCGACAAUCUUCUCGAGCGACUGGGCGGUGCGAAGUAUUUUUCCAAGUUGGAUUUGAAAUCAGGAUAUCAUCAAAUCUCGAUCCGGCCGAACGAUCGCUACAAGACCGUGUUCAAGACGCGGUACGGGCAUUUUGAGUGGGUGGUCAUGCCUUUUGGCCUCACCAACGCCCCAGCGACCUUUCAGGCGGCCAUAACCAAUGAGUUCCGUGCAAUGUUGGACCUGUUCGUGCUGGUCUACUUAGACGAUAUUCUCGUCUAUAGCCGGCCAUUGGAGGAUCAUCUGGGGCAUCUUCGACGAGUGUUGGAGACGCUCCGCCGUGGCAAGUACAAGGCCAACCGCAACAAGUGCGAAUUUGUCCGGCAAGAGCUGGAAUACUUGGGCCAUUUUGUUACACCGGAGGGCAUCAGUCCGCUAUCGGACAAGAUUCAGGCCGUCCAGGAGUGGCCGGAGCCUCGGAACGUCACGGAUGUUCGCUCGUUCCUCGGUCUUACCGGCUACUAUCAGCGCUUCAUCAAAGGCUACUCCAAGAUCGCGGCCCACUUGAACAAGCUUCAGUGCGAGGAUCGGCCGUUUGACUUUGGAGAGGAGGCGCGGGGAUCAUUCCUCACUCUCAAAGCCGCGCUAUUGUCUGCGGAGGUCUUGCGGAUAUACGACCCGCUUGCGCCUACACAUGUCACUACGGAUGCGUCAGGCUAUGGCAUUGGUGCAGUCCUCGAGCAACAUGAUGGUGUGGACUCGCACCCGGUCGAGUACUUCAGCAAGAAAGUGCCACUCGUGCAUUCCAUUGACGAUGCACGCAAGAAGGAGCUCCUCGCCUUCGUCCACACCCAAGACACCGUCAACAGCACCAUCGCUCGAUGGAUGGCUUUCAUCGACCAGUUCGACUUCUUUCCCGAUCACAUUCCCGGGAAGUCGAACCGUUUUGCGGAUGUUCUCUCACGGCGUCCGGAUCAUUGUACCGCAGUCUACUCGACCUUCGAGAUUGACGACGACCUGCGGAACAGCUUCAUCCACGGCUACCAAGCCGACCCCGAUUUUCGCGACAAGUACUCAAAUUGCGCCUCUCCUAAUCCGGCUCCUUCUCACUAUCGGAUCCAAGAGGGGUACUUGCUUGUCCACACGCGGGGGAAGGACCUUCUUUGCGUACCGAGUGAUCCUCACUUGCAUACACGGCUUCUUGGCAGGUUCCACGACGCUCCCGCCACUGGACAUUUUGGAGUCAAUCGCACGAUUGGCCGACUUCGCCAUCGAUUUUGGUGGCCCGGCCUUCUCGGCGACGUCACGCGCUAUUGCGAGUCAUGCGAGGUUUGUCGACGCUGCAAAUCCCGCAACCAUCGUCCGUACGGCGAGUUACGACCAUUGCCAGUCCCGUUGAGACGAAGGGAAGCGAUUGCCAUGGACAACACCGGCCCGUUCCCCAAGCACAAGACCGGAGUGAAUGGGAUUCUCACGGUGGUCGACCGACUCACCAAGUUCGCCAUGUUUUUGCCUUGUCGCUAUCAUGCCAAGGCACCGGAGUUGGCCGAGGUUCUGUACGCCGGUUGGAUUCGCACCAAGGGUUACCCCAAGGAGAUCGUCUGCGACCGCGACACUCGGUUCAUGUCCGAUUUUUGGUUGGCGCUCAUCAAGCGAUGGGGCUCAUCUCUCAAGCCUAGUUCAGCUCGCCACCCUCAGAUUGAUGGCCAGACGGAGAGGGCGCAUCAGACCACACAGGUUCUCCUUCGCACUCUCAUCCGCCCCGACCAGAAAGACAGGGUUGAGCGACUGCCGGACGUUGAGUUGGCCUACAACUCUUCCAUCCACUCGGCUAUUGGGAUAUCGCCCUUCGAGUUCGAGCACAGCUCGCCGGUCACGUCACCGUUGGACACGAUUACUCCACGCACGGCCGAGAGCGACGACCAUCUUCUUUUCUUGCGUCGGAUGCAAGAGCUUCUUGUCAAGGCAAGCGACCAGAUGGCUAAGACGCAGCAGCGCAUGAGCCAGCAGGCAAAUCGCCAGCGUCUUCCUUGUCCAUUCCGCGUCGGGGACCUCCUUUGGGUUUCAGCAGCGGAAUUCAGCCUUGGGCAAGACAUCUCUCGCAAGCUCCUUCCGAAAUGGAUGGGGCCUUGGCCGAUCAUUGAGCCCGCUGGGGACGCACCUGAAAGACCUUCCUUCACGAUUCAGGUGCUUAGCCACUUGCCCGUCUACCCAGUCUUUCAUUGUUCCAAAUUGGCUCUGUACACGCCAGUGGAACAUGACGAUUUUCCCGGGAGACGUACGCAAGACCCACCUUCUAUGGAUGGUUUUCAGGAGGUCGGCGACAUCAUCUCCCAGCGACGCUACGGCAACAAGCCAACUGAGUAUUUGGUGCAUUUUGCCUACUGCACACAUCAAGCUGACCGUUGGUUAACCCGUGCGGAACUGCAAGCGACAGCUCCAAACGUUCUCGCACGCUACGAACGCAAGAUGCAAGGCAAGCCGGUUUCUUCGGCUCCACGCCGCGCCCGCGUCCAUGUUCCACCUUCAGAUCGACGGCUUCGCCCUCGCCCCGGCUUGGCUUCAUAAGGAGGGGGGGGGGUUACAUGCAGCGCGUGCACACACGGGCCAUUUUGCAGGCCCGGCGGUUUUCAGGCCAAAAGCCUGAAAUCAAGGGCUUAUAGGCCC